AUGCUCUCCGACCUCCUGCUCCGCGAUAUCUGCCAUUUCGUCCACCACAACGCCACGCGAGACGUCGAGAGUCUUCUCCAACAGUUGGUGAUGGCAUCGAAGUCGUUUCCCUCCUCGUCGGAUGAUGAAAAGUACCAACUCCGAGCGAAAAACUUCAUCAACAAACACGCGACGUUCGACGCGCGCGGAGAUAAAGUGUGGAAGAUGGACGCGGAGUUUGUGUAUAAGUUCAACUUGCCGUUUUCGUUCGUCGCGAAGAAAGGGGGUGGUAAGAAGAGCGACGAUGGGGGCGAUGGUGAUGGUGUUGAAGAAGGUGCAGCAGCGGAGGCGGACGGCGCGACCGCGAAGAGGAGAAGAGAGUCUCGAAACGCGACGAGGAGGAACUACGCGGAGAUGAUGGAAGGAGAGGAAGAGGAAGAGGAGGAAGAACGAGAGGGGAAUAAAAAGAGAAGGAAGAAACGAUCGAAAGUAGUACAACACGCGGAACGAGAGUCGUCUCCUCCCGUCGACGAGACGCCGGCGCCGUCUCCCGUGGAAGCGAAGAAGAGAGAGACGCGACAUCGACGAAAGAAAGAAAAAGAAGAAGCGAUGGAAAUAGAAGAGGAAACGGAUGCUGAAAUCCGAGACGGUGAGCGGAUGGACGAAGAAACGCAGCGAUUGGCUGCUUCGCUCGGGUUUACGAGCGCCAUUCGACGAGGGACGUGCAGACAUGCUUUAUUGGAAGCCAUGAGAGAUAAACCGGACGGCAUUACCGUGGAUGAAAUCAUAGAGACGAGCGAGAAGAACGGGUUAGCGAGGAGUUGGAAGAAUAGCAGAGUUCCGAAAAAUACCGUCGUGUCGUUGAUGGGAGACAAAACGUUCUCUCGAAUUGGUCGAGGGUUAUACGUGUUGACGUGUUAUUUAAACGACGAGGACGGUGAGAAUACUCCCCGCGCUGAUGAUAGUAAGAAAAGAAACGCGACGAAGCCUCGGCUGGAGAAACGUCAAAGCGGACUCAUGAAAAAAUCCCAGAACAGGGACGAGUACGACGAGAACGAGAACGACGAACCAUCGCCAACGAAAUGUACCAGCGCGAAUGCGAUAGAAGAUGUGCACGAAGUCGCGUCGACGCGACCGCCGCCGACCGAGAUCGUCGACGAGAAGCAGUUGAAAAAUCUCGUCGAAAAACGAACGGCGGAGGAGUUGCAGAAGCAAAUCGCGGUCGCGUUCGAGGCGCAGGAGAGAGCGGAGCGCAUGCAAGAUGAACUUUUCGCUAAGGAAGAAGAGUAUAUGAGAGAAGAACGGGAGAAACGGAAAUUCGUCGAUGACGCUGAACCAGCUUUUGAUGUGCCUGAAGAGCGAGAGACGUUUCAAGGCGACGAGAACGAUCGAAAAGCGCUUCUGAAACAUCGGAAAUGGCUCGAAGAAGAGAAGAGACGACUGAUUGCGUUACGAGAGGAGUGGAAGAAAGAACAGCGCGUAAAGCGUAAAAAAGCUCAACUAGCGUUGAAAGAACCCAUCAAACUGCCCAAACUAAUUCAAAACGAGCGGGUGAAAGUUUUGAAGUUCGCCAACGUCGCCGUCGAGGCGAUUAAAGUCAUGGAGAGUUUGCGCCAAAAACUAGACCUGGUAAAAAAGAACGAGUACGAUUACUCCCAAGACAAAGAAGUCGUGAAAUACGCGAAUAAAUUAGAAAGUCAACAGAAGAAAGAGCAUCGAAAAGAAGAAGCUAGGCAAAAAAAGCUAGAAGCCUUGGCGGCAGAGGAAGCGCUGAAGCCAAAACUCACCGAGGAAGAGAUUGCGGAGAUUGAACGCGCGAAGGCUGAAGCGAACGCGCAGAAAGCCAAAGUAAGAGCGGCCCGGCAAAGGUGGGAGAAAGCGAACAAAGAAAAUCCAAUCGCAGAUGGUGCGUUGAAAAAGUUAGACAAGUGCUUAGCCGAUGAAGACGGCAGAGAACCAUUCCCGGAUGUUGAUACUGGAGAGAACGCGACGAUGGACGACGUGACGAUUGCUGAGAUUGAGAUUUCAGCAUUCAUGGACCACGUAGGUCGAGAUGUUACGCACGCAUUGCCGCCGUCGUUUCAAUCGCUUUCAUACGAGCUUUCAAAUCCAACGGAUGCGAGAUUAGGAGCGUUGUUUGAGCGCAUCUUGCGAGUCUCCAUUACCACGGCGUACGAUCGAUUAGCGGAGUUAUGGGACCGAACUUUGGAGAUUGGAAGUUGGCAAGAAGUAUUAGCGCAGUAUUUCACGUACAAGUCAAAAUCGAUUGUGAACACAUCGGUCGUUUCUCCGUACGACGAAGUAUUGAAUAUCGCGCGAAAACUCUCAGAAACUCGAUGGAAGAACGUUUCUCGCGCAGAGUUGGUCAGCGUUUUGCGUUUACUGUGCGAAGAUUGUUUGGAUUCGCAACUGGUGCGCGACGCCAUCGAGCGACGAGUACAAGCGAUGGAUGAAACGAAGAGUAAGUUGUGGCAGAAAAGACGAGAAGAAGUGCGAAAACGCGAGAUUGCUGCUGCUACUAAUACUGCUAAGAAAGACGCAGAUGGACAAAACGUUACGACUAAUAAUGAAGGUGAAGAGAAUAAUGCAACGCAUGACGAAGAGGGCGAGGAUCUCCCGCGGGCGGUUACCGAACGUCAGAAAAGUCUCAUCGAGAAGCGUAAAUUAGAUGAAGAACGUGAAGUUCAACGCAAAAAAGAGGAAGAAGAGUACAAGUUUCAUCGCGAAAUACAUUCAUUGCUGGUGAAGUCGCACAUUCGCGCGCCAGAGCUCGGAAAAGAUCGCGAUGGACGGCACUAUUACAUCUCCAUUGGCGGAUUUCGGGACGUGCACUCGAAAGCUCCAAUCUUUUUAAUCUUCGAUCCAAAAGCGAGCACGGAGCAGGAAGCUUGGUGUACGAUGAAAUCCAUCGAGGAUAUCGACAAGUUACUCACUACGUUAAACGAAAAAGGGAAGAAAGAGUCGGCGUUGAAAGACAGAAUAAUGGGAAGUUACGAAUCGUUACGAUUGGCGUUUGAGAAACGCGAGAGGAGAGACGCGGUGGCAUCCGAACCCACGACAACGACAUCUUCACCCGGUGAAAAAGAAAACGCCGUACAAAUCGAACAAAAAUCUACACGAUUAUCGAACGAAGAUUCGUCGACGCUCUUCAUAAAGCGUGAGCUCGGUAUUCUCGCGUCGACGUGUGAAUUAUACGACGCUCCGGUUCCGCAAAGCGCCUCAAAUUGGCACGAUUGGACGCGCGCGGCGACGAAAACAGUCGGUUCUGAUUUGUCGCAAAUGGCGUCGUUCGUCAACGAGAUUGAAGAAUCUGCAUUUUUUAUCAGCGAACAGCCGAAAGCUGGCGCGAUGGGACGAACAGAUGUCGUUUCUUUCCACGCGUCGGCGGAAAAGUCUGAUGACGACGACGACGACGACGAAGAAGAAGAAGAAGAAGAAGAGCAGGAACGAGAUGAAGAUGAAGAAAUGAGGGAUGACGAUGCCAACGCUACGAAGAAAGACGAAGCCGCGAUGCUUCAACAACAAGAAUGGUGGGAAACGUUAGCGCCUCCUCGACAUGCCGCGCACGAUUCGCUCGCGAAAGCAAAAUGCAAACAGAUUUGGCGUUCGGACGAAGAAAGAAUGACCUGGAAAAAAGUAGUCUCCUCGACGGAAAGUAAAGCGGUAGAAUCGUCGGCAGUCUUGGCGCACGCGUUUGCCAUUCUGCGCGCACAGUGUAACGUCAUGUUCGAAACGCUCGAGAAAGAAAAGAAAGAAAGAGUAAGGCGUCCAUCAACGAGAGAAUCUCAAUACGGUUUACAAGAUCCAUACGUAACGUUUGUCGAUGCUGACGAACGCAUACGACAAGGCGGCACGAAACGCACCGGCGCUAGAUGCUAA
Messenger RNA from Bathycoccus prasinos, 3858 nucleotides. Its product is annotated as expressed protein. NCBI's taxonomy places the organism in Eukaryota, Viridiplantae, Chlorophyta, Mamiellophyceae, Mamiellales, Bathycoccaceae. The record is from RefSeq and is a predicted model, not a curated record. The coding region runs from base 1 to 3858 and encodes 1285 amino acids. The transcript has a single exon.